Messenger RNA from Ornithorhynchus anatinus (platypus), 2153 nucleotides. RefSeq names its product gamma-glutamyltransferase 6 (gene GGT6). The transcript has 4 exons. Bases 1 to 1653 code for a protein of 550 amino acids. Gene Ontology annotation, cellular component: extracellular exosome. Lineage: Eukaryota; Metazoa; Chordata; Mammalia; Monotremata; Ornithorhynchidae. The record is from RefSeq and is a predicted model, not a curated record.
AUGAACUCGAAGGUGGAUGGUCCCCCCGGGCCCUCCGGGGCCCCGCCGUCCGUGCGGUAUCAGCAACUGCUGCUCGACGAGUCCGGGUCCGGGUCCGGAUCCGGGUCGGAGCCCGAGGAGGACGGGGCAGCCCCGCUCUGGUCCGGUCCCCGCCGGCGGCGGAGGCUCCCCAGAGCCAGCCCUCUCCGCAGGGUCCCGGCCCGGGGCCGGGGCGACUCGUUGUCUCGGCUCCUCGCCGCCCUCGUCCUCCUGGCCCUGGCACUUUCCCUGGCCCUGCGGCAACUCCGGGCCCGGGGCCCGCCGGCCUCGGGACAGCGGGAUGGGAGCGGCCGGCCGGGCCGGCCCGGACACCAGCACCGAGCCGGGGUGUACCCCCGCGGCGCCGUCAUCAGUCCGGCAGACACGUGCUCCCGCGUGGGCCGAGACCUGCUCGUCGCCGGCGGGAACGUGGUGGACGCGGGGAUCGGGACGGCGCUGUGCUUGGGCCUGGUCCACCCCCACGUCACGGGUCUCGGUGCUGCUUUCUGGGGCCUCUUCCACAACGGCAGCUCCGGCCUCACCGUCUCUCUGACUCCUCCCCCGGCUUUGUCCCUGGCCCCCGGACUCGGCCGGCCCACUGCGCUGCACGCCCUGCACCUACUCCAUCGGAGGCUGGGCCACCUGCCUUGGGCCCGGGUGCUUACAGGCCCCGUUGCCAUGGCACAAGGCGGCUUCUCCGUGGAUGCCGUGCUGGCAGGGGCGCUGGAGCAAUUCGUGGCUAGUGGUCGGGGCGAAGGACUCUGCCCUCUGCUCUGCCACCCUGAUGGGACUCCCCUUGGCCCUGGCUCCCGCAUGGUCAACCCCCAGCUUGGGGCCGUGCUGCAGAGGGCGGCCAGAGCGCCCGAGGAAGACGACCAGUUCUGGGAUGCGCUGCUCCGUCCUUUGGCAAGAGACCUACCAACUCUGGCUGGCAAAUCUCUGUUCACGACCCCGCCCGAUGCCCUGCCCAGCCUCCAGCCUGCUCUGAGCUUGCCCCUGCGCCAGGGUUCGCUCUUCACAACCCCAGAACCAGUCACGGGGGCACCUUUACUGAACAUGCUGAGCAGGCUGGGGGAGGCAGGGCCUGAUGCUGAACCUUGCCCUCGAGUCUUGGAGGCCGCCCAGUUCGCCUAUGCCUCCGCCCCUUCCGCAGCCCCCGUGGGGAGCUUCCUAGCCGCCAUGGACAGCGGCGGCUCUGUGCUGCUCCUCUCCUCCUCCCUCAACAGCUCCUUUGGCUCCGGGCUCCUGUCUCCGGCCACCGGGCUGGUGCUCAGUGAUUUUGAGGGGGAGGCAGCUACCCAUUCGUGGACCUGUCCUGUGCUGCUCUGCUGUGGGCCUGAGGAGGAUGUGCUGGGGGUUGUGGCUACGGCGGGGCCUGCUGGGUCUUUGGCCAUGGCCCAGACCCUGCUCAGUCACCUGCUGCUGCAGCAGCCCGCUCAGGAUGCUGUUGCCAGCCCCCAUCUCCGACUCCGGCUGGGCUCUGGAGGGUUUCCCAGCAACUGUACCACCGGCACUCCUCUCUCAGGAGACGUCGACCACCCGGCUGGGCAAGCUCUGCUCCUGGUGACCUCCCGAGCGGAGCACGUCAGAACCGCUGCUGUACCCUCCCACUGCUGCCCUUCAGAAGGGUAUUAAAUUCCAAGGUAUGGGGCAUAGCCCAGCGGCAGCUUGGACGCCAUCCAGAGCGGAGGAGACAGAACAGGGCUCAGUGGGCUAUCCCGACGAACUCCCACUCCCAUGGGGCUCGGUGGACCAUCCGCACUCCUCUACCAGCCCUGUCACAGGAUGAGGCUAGGGAAGCCAAGAGGGCAGCACGGAGGACCCUUGUGGAGGAUGGUCCAACUCGGGCCUAGGGUUGAGCAGCCUUAUUCAGGAUCUGUGGCUCCAAAUCUGGGAGAGGUGUGCUGGAGCAGGGAUAGAAGAUCUUGUGCCAUGCCUCCCUGCCCCGGGGACAGCUGCUCUCGGUGGGUCUCGGGCCUUCUGGGAAAUAAGGCAUUUGAGGGGAAAGAAGGGAGGCCUCAGGUGAUUGGCCAGUCUCCUCUCCAAAUCCUUGGUGGUGUGAUCUCAAUACCAACCUCUUCCAGAGGCUUGGUCUGCAUCUGUCUCCACGAGCUGAAUUAAAAUGUGUGCAUGUA